This is a messenger RNA of Solea senegalensis (Senegalese sole), 4288 nucleotides long. RefSeq names its product ankyrin repeat and BTB (POZ) domain containing 2b (gene abtb2b). The transcript has 18 exons. NCBI's taxonomy places the organism in Eukaryota, Metazoa, Chordata, Actinopteri, Pleuronectiformes, Soleidae. The coding region runs from base 284 to 3451 and encodes 1055 amino acids. The record is from RefSeq and is a predicted model, not a curated record. Gene Ontology annotation, molecular function: protein heterodimerization activity.
UGUCUCUCCGUCAGGCUGCUCCUCCAGAGUCCUGACGACGCACCGGGGACAGAGGAGCGAUGAAGUAAACUCGGAGUUUUCUCUUCCACGGGAUAUUUAUGGAAACAACAGUUCAGCGGCUAAACUCUAACUUCCGUCAAUGAAAACUUGUCUGGUUGCGUUUACGGAGCGCGGAGACAUUUCGUCGUGCGUGAGAAGGAAAGUUUAAAUCCCCGUGCUGACAGGGAGGAAAGGUAAAACUGCUCUGCCACCGCGCCUCCGCGUUAGAAGCCGCUUCACGAUAAUGGCUGGUUUGAGCAAUGUCCACAUGAAAACCCUGGAGGACCUGACGCUGGACUCGGGCUACGGGGCAGGGGACUCCUGCAAAUCCCUCAGCCUGUCCUCCUCCAAGUCCAACUCGCAGGCGUUCAUGACGGCCCCUCACCGGGGCAACUGGUGGUACUACUCCGGCUCCAUGAACAGCAGGAACAACAGCUGGGACACGGUCAACACUGUCCUGCCCGAGGACCCGGAGGACAUCUUCUCCAAGUGUCCUCGCUUACCUGAGCUCGAAGAGUUCCCCUGGACCGAGGAGGAGGUGGUCAAGAUUCUGCGCAAAGUGGCCGAGAGUAUGAGCAUGAAAGCGGGACACACACCUGUGUUCUCCCCGGAGGCCGUGCGGCGGCUGUCCGCCCUCCUGCGCAGGGCUUUGAUCCGCAUCUCCAGAGAAGCGCAGCGGCUCAGCGUCAUGCACUGCCGCUGCACACGCUUUGAGGUGCAGAGCGCCAUGAGGCUGGUGCUCAGCUGGGCCCUGGCCGACCACUGCGUCUCUGCAACGGUCAAGGCCAUCUCCAUGUACAGUAUGAGCGCCGGGGAGCUGCUGAGGAAGGGCAAAUCCGCCCGGUGUGGCCUCUCCUUCUCCGUGGGACGCUUCUUCCGCUGGAUGGUGGACACCCGCAUCUCCGUGCGCAUCCACGAGUACGCGGCUAUAUGUCUCACUGCGUGCAUGGAGGCUCUGGUGGAGGAGAUAGGAGCCCGGGUGCUUGUAGCCGAGAGGAGUCACUCGGGGCCGGAUUCGGGGUCAGGUUGCGCCUCAGUGAGCGCAGAGGCUCUGGAGGUGGUGGUGAACAAUGACGCGGAGCUGUGGGGGGUCCUGCAGCUCUAUGAGCACCUGAUCUGCGGGAAGAACGCCAAUGGGGUUUUGUCUCUUCCGGCACAUUUCAGUCCAUACACGGAGAACCAGCAGUCGUCUGUAGACAGCAGGGAGGAUGCCUAUGCCCAACUGGAGCUGAGGACGUUGGAACAGUCCCUGCUUGCUACCUGUGUGGGCAGCAUCUCUGAACUCAGUGACUUGGUGUCCCGCGCUAUGCACCACAUGCAGCGUCUGAGCUCAGUGCGCCCGGGGCUGAGUCCGUCCCGCCACGCCCGUCCCCAGCAGCCCGUGUCUUGGUCGCCCGAUGCCCUCCACACCCUUUACUACUUCCUGCGCUGCCCACAAAUGGAGUCCAUGGAGAAUCCCAACCUAGAUCCCCCACGCAUGGCACUUAGCAAAGAGAGGCCGUUCCUGCUGCUGCCCCCUCUGAUGGAGUGGAUGAGAGUGGCCAUCGUUCACGCCGAGCAUCGCAAGAGUCUGCUGGUGGACAGUGAUGAUGUCAGGCAGACCGCGCGGCUCCUCCUUCCCGGCCUGGACUGUGAACCCAGACAGCUGAAGCCCGAGUGUUGCUUCAGCUCGUUCAAACGUCUGGACUCCAGAGCGGCCACAGACAAGUUCCAUCUCGACUUAGGUUUUCGGAUGCUCAACUGUGGGCGCACAGACCUCAUAGGCCAAGCUAUUGAUUUGCUGGGGCCAGACGGCGUCAACAGCAUGGAUGACCAGGGAAUGACCCCUCUGAUGUACGCGUGCGCAGCUGGAGAUGAGGCUUUAGUCCAGAUGUUGAUCGAUGCCGGGGCAAACCUUGACGUGGCGGUUCCACCAUGCUCUCUGAAGCACCCCUCUGUGCAUCCCGACAGUCGUCAGUGGGCAGCGCUAACCUUCGCUGUGCUACACGGACACAUCUCAGUUGUGCAGCUCCUUUUGGAUGCGGGGGCUAAUGUGGAGGGGGCCGCGGUCCGCAACGGACAGGAGAGCACAGCAGACACGCCGCUGCAGCUGGCUUCAGCAGCAGGCAACUACGAGAUGGUGAGUUUGCUUCUGGCACGAGGCGCCGACCCCUUAUCCAAGAUCCACGAUGGAAAUGCCCUUACGUCCUCUCUGUAUGAAGACAUGAACUGCUUCAGUCACGCCGCCGCACACGGACACAGGAAUGUGCUGAGAAAGCUACUGACUCAGCCCAAACAAGUCAAAGAGGAUGUCCUGUCUCUGGAGGAGAUAUUAGCUGAAGGGGUGGAGGGUGAGGAUGCUGGAAUCUGCCCUUUCCUCCCUCUGUCUCCCCUUCCUACACCUUCUUCUGGCCCCGGGGCCCUGCCAGAGGUGGGCAUCCCCAAGCUCUGCAAGGCCAGGAUGAAGGCUCUGCAAGAGGCCAGCUACUACAGCGCUGAGCACGGGUACUUGGAUGUCACCAUGGAGCUACGAGCUAUGGGUGUGCCCUGGAAACUCCAUGUGUGGCUGGAAUCGCUGCGUUGCGCCCAGCAGCAGUCCAGAACGGGAGUGACCCUUUCACUCCUCAGAGAGUUCACCACCAUCAGAGAGGAGGACUACUGUGAGGAGCUGGUCACCACAGGCCUGCCCCUAAUGUUUAACAUCCUGCGCACCACUAAGAAUGAUGCCAUUAUCCAACAGUUGGCAUCUAUUUUUAGUCACUGUUUCGGCCCAGCGCCCCUUCCAGCCGUCCCCGAGAUGAAGGCAACUCUUUCAGCGCAGCUGGACCCUCACUUCUUGAAUAACCCGGAAAUGUCAGAUGUGACGUUUGUGGUGGAGGGGAAACCGUUCUACGGCCACAGAGUGCUGCUGAUCACCGCGUCUAACAGAUUCAAGUCCCUGCUGGCGUCUUCUGGGCCAGAUGGAAGCCCCAACAAGGAGGUGGAGAUUGGAAACAUCAAGUACAACAUUUUCCAGAUGAUGAUGUCAUACCUGUACUGUGGAGGAACAGAGUCACUGAAAACCAAUGUGCCUGACUUGCUGGAGUUGUUGUCAGCUGCCAGUCUCUUCCACCUGGGGGCGCUCCAAAGACACUGUGAACUCAUCUGCUCUCGCCACAUCAAUCUGGAUAAUGCUGUCAGCAUCUACAAGACCGCUAAGGUCCAUGGUUCACUGGAGUUGAGCUCUUUCUGUGAAGGUUACUUCUUAAAGCAGAUGCCCGCUCUGCUGGAGAGAGAAGGCUUCAGGAGCCUGCUGUUGGGACCACCCGCGGCCCGACAAGGCAACAGCUCCACCUCUACCCUGGUUCACAGCCGGGGAGACUCACCUCUGGAGGAGCUGGAAGCCACCUUAGCUCAACGACUACGCUCUCUCUACGUCACCUCCCGAGUGUGAGGAGGAGAGGACGCAUGGUGAAGAGAAACAGGACAGAUGCACGUGGGGAAUUGUGGCAGCGUUUGUGCGAAAAUAAACUUCCAACUUCCAGCCAGAUCAUUCUCGUGCCACAUAUUUGACAAUUAAUGUCCAACCUUUGAAUGGGAGGAAAACUGGACAAUGUGACUGUUUUGUCUGAGGCUCGGGAAGCUUGGAGCGUCAGAUGGGUUCAACAGGUGGCAAGUCUGAACCUUGAAACACUGCUGCCCUCUAAUGGUCAAAACCGGCAAGAAGAAACGACUGCCUUGAAGGACUGGGGUGAAUGGAAGUCUGCUGGUUGUGAGUGAAGCUGUUCAGUGUGAAUAGACUGGAUGCAUGUCUAAAGAAUGAAGUGAGGAAGCCAUGCUGGACUUUUGGCUUAGUCACAUUUUACUGACCAAUGCAGAGUGGGAGUAGGAGAGACUGUGAUCGUGAUGCAUUGAUGUAGGUGCUGGAUUAACAAAUGUACUUUGUAUGUAAGUAUAACUGUUUUUUAUUUUGCGAGAAACACUUGCUAAAAAGUGGGAUGGACAUUUUCUAUUUAAUGAGGACAGAAAAAGAUGUGAGAGUAUUUAACGGGGUGUUCCCUUUUUUAUUGUGUUUGUAAUAGAAGCAAAUAAUUAAUAUUAUUGUUUUGGAAAGUUGCUUUUGUGUAGCGGAGGUUUUUGUCCGGGUACACUUAACAGUUAAUGAAGCUUCUAGUAUGCUAAGGUUUCAAGCUUUUACACAGGCCCAGCUGCCAGAAUCCAACACGGGGAUUGGACGAGAGAAAUACUGUUGAAAUGCUGAUUCUUGUAAUAAACCUGGGUAACAAACGUU